CCUGCAGUGGGUGCCGGGUAAUGGCGCGCAUGUGCACUGUCUGAAGCGUCCGGUAAUGGCGGACAGACCGAGAGCAGAAUGGCGGCGAUUGAGACUGGAUUGAAGCCGUCGCCGCCGCCAUGUCUCCCGCACACAAGCGGUCUCUGAUAACGUGGGCGGCGGGGCUCGGCUUCGCUUUGCUGUUUUCCUUCUACAUCUUCGGCUGGUACCUGCUGGGCCUGCUGGUGGUGGUGUCCGCCUGGGUUUAUUACUCUUCGUUGCAGGGAGUAGGCCCCAGGCCCGGGCUCCGAGGUUUACUCGAUCGCACUAUCGCUUUUCUCCUCGGGACGCGUUGGGCCGAAGUGGUACACAACAAGUUGAACGGAGGAGGCGGUCAUUGGAAAGGGAGAAGUCGGAGUGGUAGAGGCAAGCCUCAGCCCGGAUUUUGGAAUCCGGGCCGGGCCCCGGGCAAUAGCUGCAAGUGGGAGUUGGUGAAUUGUGAGGAGCGCAACCCGCUGGCGGCGGCUUAUGCCAGUGAGCGGAGCCCCGCCGAUUUCAUGAUGGGCAGCUACUUGUCGAACGAAAACUCGGCGCAGGCCACUUUUGGCAACAGGGAGAUAAGGAACCGCUACAGCCGGCCAAAUCCCAUCCAGACUCCAACCAGGAGGCUGUCCUUUGGGGAACAUCAGGCCAUGUUGAAUCGAUUUACAGUGACCCCUCGGCGACGGUAUCCAAUCCAUCAGCCCCAAUAUUCGGUACCUGGAACUCUACCGACUGUCCGGUGGGAUGGCUAUCAGAAGAAAAAUGUUUUAUCGUCCAGGAACUCACCUAUGGUACAUAGUCCAGUGACUGUAAAAAUUGCUCGUCCUGAUGCAAACAUGAUGCGUUCACCUCUAUUGGACUAUAUGAUGUCCCCUGCCAUAUCUCCUCUGAUUGACCCUUGCUCUAAAGCAACAGUGCUCAGUGCACUUAAAGAAAGUCGGAAGAGAACAGUCGAAGAUGAUGCAGAAAGAACUUCAAUCUCUGAACGAGAGAACAAGCGCAGACGCCAUGACAGCAGUGGCAGUGGUCACUCUGCAUUUGAGCCCCUGUUGGCCAAUGGAGCUCCAGCUUCUUUGAUUCCAAAACCUGGAACCUUGAAGAGGGGCACCAAUUCCCAGUAUUCAGAUGACCCCAUUUCUAAAAGAUCGCGAACGUCCUCCAUUAGCUCACUGAGCAGUACAUAUAUGGGUGGGAAGCAUUCUUCCCCUCGCAACCCCAUUUAUAGUUCUUACAGUUCCACUCGAGGCCAUAUUCAGGGUGUGAAGAAUUAUCUCUCUGUACAGAAUGCAUCACCUUUGUCCAGCCCUGCAUCUUCACGUUCUCAAACUCCUGAGAGACCAGGAAAAAAAAUGAGAGAAGAAGAAGUACAAAGGUCAGAUACUUCUACUCCUGUUAAGGUGGAUAAGGUAGAAAAAGACCAAACCAUGGAAGAAGAAUCUGUGUAUCAGUUAUCAAAAUUAUCACCAUCAACAGUAGAUUAUUCUCCCUCAGCGGGAGAUGGGAAACGGAAGCGCAAGAUUCCUCUCCUAUCAAAACGCAAAGGAGAUCAGCUUACUCUGCAUCCUCCGCUGGAGCUUGGCUAUACAAUCACAGCAGACGAUGUGGAUUCUGAAAAGAAGGCAGGUCUAGACAGAAUUAAGAAAGCAUUGCAGGAAAAGGAAGAACCCACAAAGUCACCAACACCAGUGACAACAGCAACAGUACCCUCCCUGUCCGUAACACUUACUGCUCCGACAGGAGAAAUUUCUGCUGACUCAACAGCCACGUCCACCUCCAUUUCUGCUGUUGUCUGUAGUCCUCUGCUGGUCAGUUUGAAGAAGAUGCAGAACUGCACAAAUGCAGCUAGUAAUUCAGAUUCUGUAGAUGGAGUAACUUCAAACAACAUGGUUAAAGUCUCAGAGCCUUCCGCUAUCACCUUCAAGAAUGAUUUAUUGCCCCCUCUUACAACUCCUACUACUAGUGUGGCUGUGACAACUGACAUUGCAGGGUUUAAGCCGAUUGAUGUUUUGAACUUUUCAUGUUCCUCCAUCACCCAGCCACUUAGAACUCCAAUCAAUAAAUCUGCUACCAAAGCCAUCACCACUACCACCAACUCUUGCCAGAUUUCUGCUCUAGUAAGUUCACAAGAAAAUAAAGUUAACAAAGAGCCUGAAAUGAAUUUUGCUGUAUGUACAGGGAGUUCUGCACCUCCAAGCACAAGUCUUAGUCUGCCUAGCACACUGACUGUAAAGCCAGCAGUCACUAGUGUCACAGCUCCUUCAGCUGCCAGUACAGUUGAGUUUAAGCCAGUCUUUGGUCUGCCAGUAGUACAGCAAGCCAGUGUCGUUUCAACAGCGUUGAGCUUGACCAUGCCGAUUACUACACCCCUGACCUUGGUGGCAUCAAAGGAAUCAAGCUGUGCUACUUCAACUGUAUCAUUCAAACCAGUGUUUGGGAACUGUUUGACCCCUACAACUUCAACCACGACAUCUGCACCAUUCACAUUUGGCCAGUCAGCUCAAGCUGUUGUUAAUAAUGAACCUGCUGUUGCCACAACUUCUGCAAAAUCAGGUUCAACUCUGUUCCCAUUUGCAGCCUCCAAUUCACUAGCAAGUUCAAAUGUUAACUUGGAAGCAAAGGGCUCACAAGCCACGUUUAGUUUUGGUUUAAAUGUAGCUGUUACUUCAAAACCAAAUACUACAACUACUGCAACUAACAACAUUUCAUCACAGCAACUGUUUCAGUUUGGCUCAAAUUCUUCAACAACCACCACAGCAGCACCCAGUGACAUAUUCCAAUUUGGGAAGAGCUCUGCAGAUACAUCUGCAGCAUCAGCUAGCCCACUAGCUUCUGUCUUUGGACAAACAACAGCAGUCUCAAGCCAGGUGUCAACAAGUAUCGCACCCACUUCAAAUUUAUUCGGGGGUUUUGGCUCUUCAGUGCCAACAACUGUUACCACCUCAAGUGGACAACUUGCUCUUGCAUUUGGAAACCCAGCAAAAUCUUCCCUGUUUGGUAAUGCCACAAGCACACCACCUUUUGGUGGUCCGACAGCUCAACUUAAUUUUGGAAGCACAGGCAGUCAUUCAACAUUUGGGACAAAUGCUGGAGCAGCUCAGAAAACCCCAAGUAAAACUCCUGCCUUUGGCAAUGCUGUUCCUCCAUUCAACUUUGGAGCUUCUGCAGCCAAAUCGGCCUUUCCAAGUACCACUUCGCAGUCUACAUUUGGAACUCCCGGCCAGCCAUUGUUUGGGGGUGCAACAGCCCAGACUGGAUUUGGAUCAGCUUCGACACAGCCAGCAUUUGGCAGCACCUCAGCAGCUUUCUCAUUUGGUACAACCACCACUUCCACUGCUGCUCCAAUAUUCAACGCUACCAAGAGUUUGAGUGGUAGUACAACUGGGUCAAUCUUUGGCUCUUCACAGACGGUUGGCUUUGGUUCGUCAAACCAGGCAGCUGUAACAACUAGCGGUUUCACUCUUGCUGCAUCAAAUCCAAAUAUAGCUGCAGCUAGCUUCUUUGGUUCAGGUCAGAGUGGAUUUUGCUCUUCAAAUCCUUCCGUCCCCUUUGCCACUUCCACCUCGACAACGUCAUCUCAAAAUAUGUUUGGUUCAGCAUUGACUAACCAGGCCCAGCAGAACCAGAGCACUCCACAGUUUAACUUUGGAGCCACAAAUACAGUUGAGAACAAACCUGUAUUUGGAGGGUUCAACUUUGGAGCUCCCACUUUGAACUUUGGGGCUGGGACGACUGCACCUGGAUUUGGACAGAGCACUCCAAGUGGCAACUUUUCCUUUGGGACCACUGGGGCUCCAGCAACAAACUUUGGGAGUCCAGGAGCAGGUGCAGCAGCAGCGUCGGCAUUUGCAGCAACACCCACCUUUUCUAUAGGAGCUGGAUCUCGACCUACUGGAACCAGACAGAGAUUGCAGGCUAGACGUCAGCACGUACGGAAGAGAUAGACAUUGGGAAUUUGAAUGGCGCAAAUGAACAUUGUGUUGACUAUUCUGGAAACCAUUACCACUUUUUACUUUUGUACCCUAAACAACGCCGGUCGUGGAUGUGCAGGCAACUGACUUCGAAUGCUGAGAAUAUAUAAUUGAGAAAAAUAGUUUAAAUUUAGUUUUUCUUUUCCACCUCUGGGCUUGAACUGUUAACAAAGGCUUGCAGCUGCUGAAAAAUAUUUUUCUGCAACAGUGCAGGAAACCUUGUCGGACUGCAGUGUGAAGUCUUCAUCGUCUUAAGUUCAUACACCCUUAUUAAACUGACCACUGCAGAAUAGUGAUCUUUGUUUGGUUCGGGGUACAGCAGUAAUAGGUGACUCAGUAAGCAACAGACUUGGCUUUACUUGAAAUAUUCUAUUUUAAAGGUCGCUGUAAAAUGCAAUUUGCAGGCCUUUCUGACUGACCCUAUUCUUUGUACAAAUUGCUGCACUUGAAAACAUUUUUUUAAUUACAUUUCUUAAGGGCACAAUUCCCAGUAAUAUCACCACUUAUUGUGGUGCCUUCUGUCCAAAGGCAAAACUGAACUGGAGGCUAAUGGUGAUUUUUUUUUUUUGUCUUCCUUCUCAUUUUUUUUUUGAAAUCUUCAUUAAUUUUGGUUUAUGCCUGAGAAGAAUUCUAAACCUGACUGAAACUUGGGAAAAGAAAAUGUGCCUGUUGAGUCACUUCUCAAAUAUUUUGCUUUGCAGCCUGACUCUGUCCUCUUUACUUUUCCUUCUGUGAAUAGCUUCCUUUUUAAACCUGUUGUUUAGUUAGGUAAAAGAAACAAAUCCAAAUUGCUCUUCCCUCCUGUGCUUCUCCCCAUCCCCCUCUCUCUCUCCCCUCUCCAAAUGUCAGACUUUUUUUUAUAUACAGUAAUGUUAUCAGUGUUUGCUCGUCUAUCUCACUUUGUUGCUCAGUGAAUCGAGUUUGGAGGAAAAAUUUCAGUAUGUGUGGCGGCAUGUUAGUAAUGCCGGACCUGACUGGUUCAUUGGAUAUAUGUGAAUCUGACUCUUGCUAAUCUGAUGCGAUAGUGUUUUGCUACUAUAACUGCGUGACACAUUAAGCAGUGUUCUAUGGAGAAAUGGCAGUCAUGGCUAGUUUUGGAGGAGGUUCCGAUUACACAGUAUGGGAUUCUCAAUGACAGAUUUUUAUAAUCUGGUGCUAUAAUGUUAAGAAACACAAAUUAUUCAAGCUUAUACCAAAACUUCGGUUGGCAAUGUUAAGAAUUGUACAUGUAUGCAUAUAUACUGUGUAUAUUUUAACUGAGACUAGGUACUUGCAUCUUAUUUUGGGUGCACCUUGCAAAUGUACCUGUUUUAAUUUUCUUUAUUAAAAACAAACUGAUUUUUCAAAAGUUUUUUUUUUAGAAAGUAAAGUGGUUCAUCAAAACUUUUUGAAUAAUCUUGACUUUAAUCUCUGCAGAUUUUAUUAAAGGAGUAGCUAUGCUGGGUGCGCAGUCAUGUUGUGUAGUGCUUUUUUUAUAACUGUUGGGGUACAGAUCACGUUUUAUGCAAACCUCCUGUUUCCUGUUGUCACAAAGCUGAUAUGAGCAGAGUCUUGAAGUUGGCCAUCAUCAGUCCCCUGGUAGUGAUGUGGUUUAUGGCAGGUUUUGAGGUCUGAUCUACUUUUGUUUUGGAUGUUUUAGUCAUACGUUUUUAGUAAGAUCUUGUGGCAUACAUUGAGCUUCUCAGGAACCAAAAUAGUGGGGGCAACAUGACAACUUCAGUUUUCGAGGCCAGUUUUAAAGUCUCAGGGUGGACUAGCAUUCAAAUAAUUCUGCUGUUUUUGCCCAGUAGUCUGUAUAGGAGUGCCUCUUGAGAUACUUGUCAAAUUUGCAGCAUGGGUUACCAUGGUGAGAUCUGCCCUUUCCUCUGAGUUCAUGGAUGAAAAUUGGGUAAAAGUGUUGGAGGCAAAUGAGAGGAGACGGCAGCCCACAUAAGUUAGUCUGAAUAUUCUUAAAUGGAGAAACAACUAUUCUCCUUGCAUUCUUUGUGAAAUCACUUGUCGGUUUUCUAAUUGUUCCUCACAAACUCUUUCCUCCUUGUGAUGACAGAAGUGGAUUUUCCGAAACAUCCUUUGUGUUUCUUUUACCUUGGAAGAAAAUGCUCCUCCGACCUCUGUUGCCCACUUCCCCAUAUACGCACAUCCCUCCUAGAUGUUUUGCACUUUGCCGGCUACAUUUAAUUAGCAAUUUCUUUAAUGGUUGCCCACAUGAUACCUAGCCAAAAUUAACAAAGCUUCGCAUUGUCUUUCCCUUCAAACAACAAAAUAUCAGCAUGCAAUGCUGCCUGACCUGCCAUUGAUCAAUUUAGAAACGAGCUAUCUCUCCAUCACUAUGGCUGAAAUCUGACUGGCUUAGAGAAGUGUAAAUAACUUAAAAUCAAGAGUGAAAAUUAAAAUCAAGAGAGCUUUUAAGAGGGAAGGCAAAAGUUUACCUAAUAGAUGGGGUGGGGCAUGUAGCAGAUACUUAAAAUUGAGAAUGAUCACUUUUGCAACAUCCAGUCACUGAUUGCAUGCAUUGUUCUGUCGAAGGCACUGCAAUCAAAUAGUUUAUGAGCCAUUUUCAGAGAAUAUUUGUACUGUUUCUAUUGGAAAUUUUUAAGACAAUUCUGGCUGGUCCAAGUGGCUAGACAGGUUGAAGGUCCCUCCUCAUCCCAUUAAACGACUGCCAUUUUGUGAUGUCUGAGUAUGAAUGUGUGCGGGUGAUUGGCAACUUCUAAAUUUAGAUAAAAUUUUUAAAAAAAAACAAUAAAUUUUAUUUUUAUAUGUAAGUAAAACUUAACGUUCCUUCAAGCUUGGUUCAUUGAGACUUAAUGCUACACUGGUUAAAUAGUAUACAUCUGGUAAACAAUUGUAUGUACAAACUGGUUUUUAAACAUGGAAUAUGAAGUUGGUGUGAGUAAGUUUGGAAGAUCUAAUGGUGAGUGAAAAAAACAACAGUUGGGAUGCUAUGAUUCUUGCUGAAUGUUACAUAUAGGUUAGUAUACUCAUGCCUGUAUUUGGGCCAAAAUCAUACUGGAUAAAAUUUGGGUGUCAUUUAAAGAUUUUGUUUUUAAACAUUUAUUUUGAUUCCUCAGUUGAUCAAGGUUCAUUGAGUUGACAGCAAUCCAUGGAGUCACAAAGUAGACCUGAUUUCUUUCUUGGUCUGUGCUGUUAGUAGAACAUGUGGGGUAGCUACAAAGACCGUGCAUGUUGCUUCCACAUUCCUCCCUUUCUUCACCCCCCCCCCCCCCCCCAAAAUAUCGUAUGGAAGGGAGAAACACUUGCAAUUGUUGCUGUUUCUCCUGGUUUUGUUCACUGGAAUAUGGCUUUGGAUGUGAAUGACAGAUUUUUUCUGUUCUGAUCUUUUCCACAGUAAUUUAGCCAAGAAGCAGUUACUGCUGAGGUUUUUGUUUUCAAAAAGUUAGGGAUCAUUUUAAGACAUUUUAUUUGAUUUCUACAGCACCCAUUGAUUAUUAAAGGGUGGUUGGAAGUGAAAGCUUAGCACAAUGCUGUUCAUGUCAACAGCUCGUAUUGAAUAUUUAUCAAUUAGAUAGAACAUAAAAGCUGUGAUUAUUGAUAUGCAGUAAGGUGUUGCAUGAUUGAGCAUCAAAUUUAGUUUUGAAACAAACAUCCAUUCUGAACAAAUUGAGAUUGCUCCUGCUGCAGGGAGGGGGAAAAGAGCUUUUCGAAGGAGAGAUUUUGCAAGAAUGGCAACUUAUUUUAAGUAAUUUUCCCCAUUAUGUACACCACACUCCUCAUCACUCUGAGCACUUUAGUGAUGUGGUCUCACUGUAAACUCAUUUAUCUCUCCUCCUUCCCAUGUAUUGAUUGAACUCUCAUUGUCAACAGGAGCUCAGACUCCAGAGGGACCUUUCCUAAAUGCAAUUGACAUUGAAGCCAAUUAUUCUACUAUCAAAUUGGAGAUCAAUUUGCUUAGUAUGCGAUUCUGUGACCCAUCUAGCAUGUAGUAUUUAGUUCACAUGACAGUGCGCUUAGUACUAUUAUUGGGAAUUGAGCGAAGAUCGAACUUGGAACCAGUAUAAUUUAAAUUGUCCUGUGCUUAAAUUCGGUUUGAUAAGUGCUGAGCCAUUCAAAGCUGCGAGGUGUCUAAUUCUGUGGCUCCCCUGGGGUAAUAUCAAUCAUAAAACAAUUUGCAGUACCCACACACAAACUUGCCGAUGUUGGGGGUGAUAUGGAGUGUUGCACCAGCCAGUGUUCUUGUUAGUAUUUACACACCUCAUGAAACAAGGUUCAGCUGUGUUUAGUUUGAAAAGCUGGCUAACCCAGAAGCAUCGUGGUAUUGCAUCCUGCUGCCUCAUUGUUAUCAGAAGAAAACAGAUUGGAGGAGGAAGUAAAUGGUUGACUUAUUGUGAAUUUUCACUUAACCUGCGAUCAGUUUGAUUGCUGUAUUGCUGACCAAGUGCUGGAGUCCUGAUUCUAAUUCAUGCCUCUCUAGUUGUAUGCUCAUGUUGAGUUUGACAGGACUUUACAAGUAGUGUUAAUUUCAUGUUCAUAAAAGCCAUCAUUGUGUCACUAUGUGAGCAUGUCAUCCAGUCAGUGUUUGCGCUGCCCCUACCCUUUGUUUGCAUCCAAGCUAAUUAUGAGUGGCUUUCAAUUUCGGCAUCUUAUGAAAUUAGGAAUCUUAUUUCUACAUAAGAUGCAUUGAACUGUUUGUGGUUACAAGCAAAUUAUGUUUCAAAACUCGAGCUGUAAACACUGAAAACUGGAUGCGCACUUCAUUUUUGGACUAUUUUCUGAACUUAAUUUGUUUUCUCCCCUAUUUUAACUUGAGUACAAUUCAUUAUCUUUCAGAAAGCAAAAUAGUCUGAAUGACUGAUUCAUGUGUGACAGUGUGGUGUUAUAAAUCAUUUCUUUGCCAUAAGGCGCAAUCACAUGUUAUGACGGGGUAUUGGUACUGCUGUGCAAUUGAUAACACUGUACAGCAGUAGAGUGGGCUUGUGCUAUUGACCUUUCACUGCAAUAUUGAAGCAUCAAAUUGAGUCCCCUUUAAUAUCUAAGAAUUUGAUCAAUACCAUAUUAUAGUUUUGCUGGGGGAAUAUUGCAUACACUUACUAAAGCUGCAGACACAUUUGCAUGAUUUUAUUUACUUUCACUUACCAUUAAUACUUAUUACUGUAAUUGUACACUGCUUUUGUUACCUUUACUUAAUUCUUACAAUUCACCUUUCACUGUCCUUAUUUAGAUUAACAAGGCAGUUCUUAAUCUACACUGAACUAGCAUGCAGCCUAGAGAUAGGAAUGGAAGUUCCCAAACUUCAAGCCUACAGAAUUCCAGUAGCACCAAAUAUCAGGCAUAUAGCAUUGCAAACAGAGCUGUAACAAGUGCCACGUUCAAUAUACCUGAUUUAAAUGAGUUAAUUAGCCUUCAUAAAUGAAUAAUAUGGCUCCUUUUUAAAUGAGUGAGUUUUAAAUGAGUUAAAUUUCAUACACUAUUCCAGUAAUUGCUGAGUCCCACAUGUUGGUCGCAUAAAAUUUACCAAUGUGGAAGCAAAACACUGCAGAUGUUGUCAAUCUGAAGCAAAAACAAAAAAGUUGAAAACUUUCAGGAUGUCUGCAGUAUCUGAGUGAGUGCUGUUUCAGGAGUCGGUGUUCCAGCCUCCUUUUGAAAUGUCAAAGACCUGAAAUGUUAAUCAUAACUCCAGCCUGUUGCCGGACUUGCUUAUUUUUUUAGAGCAUAACUGCAAUCCAUUAAAGCUUAAGGGUCCACAAAUUAAGUUAAACUUACUUUCUCAUUAAUGUGUGAGUUACUCCCACUAACGGAUCUUUUGGUUUUCCCAGUUACAGUGUAUUCAACAAUAAGAUAACAAAAUUAAGAACAGCGUUUUGGAAACUUCCAGGCCCAGAAAUUUCAACUCAGUGAAUCAGGAAUGCUAAUUGAGCUAAUUUAUGAGGGCUGUGUUGAAUGUUGCUGUAUCGGGUGUAUUCCAAUUAGCAGGCAUUAUAUGGUCCAUCUCUGGCAAAUGAAAGCUCUCUGCAAGACAGCAAAGGCCUUUACCAGAGCAUAUUUAGGUGUACAGACUUUAUUUGCCAGUCCUCAGCUAAUUAAGCCUCAUCUUUCCCAGAACCAGGACUCCAUAUCACAGAUAACAGAUCACCUGAUUAGUCUAUGCUGAUCUUGCACACCCAAUGAAAACUUGCUAUAAAUUACUUCUCUGUGGUUGUUAGAUUUGUUACAAUGGACUUCAGCUCCUUAGUUAGCUGCGGUGUUCAUUCAAAUAUUAAGUUUGUCUGUUUUAAAAUGACUGAGAAAAUCUGAAAUUUGGUUUGUUUGUUCCAGGGUAUAGAAUUACCAUUUUGCAACAUAGCUUAAUGAGAGGUCACUGUAAUGUGCCCUAUUCUUAAGCUAUGCUCAAAAUAAUUUCCAUCUUUUCAUUGCCAAUCUGUACUAAGUAAGUAAACCUCAGAGGUGGCAGCAAUUUGGUGCAUCAUCAUUGGACUCAUUAGCAUAGGUUUGUGUUUUGGGGAUUGGGUAAAGAAAGAAAGUUGGGAUCCUUGUUUUGCUUUACACUAGAUCCAUACUCAAUCUCAAUUCAGCUAUCCUUGUCAGAAAGUGCAUGUAUUUUGAUGUCAGUUGUGAUAGCGAAUGUAGUGGAAUGCCCAGUUGGCUCGCUGUUCAAGCUUAUGGAACAGGUGUAGGACUGAAUUCCCCACUCGUUGAGAAAAAAUUCCCUGUGUGGAUGUUGCUGCACAAUGUGUGAUGGUUUCUUCUUGGGAAGUUUCCUCCCUGGUCCUCAUUUGGAAUAAGAGUUUUUUGUUUUCACCAAAGGCAAAGAGACUUGAAUUUGAGUUGAUUCCUGUCAUACCUCAGCUGGGUAAAGGGAUGUAUGACCUUGAUAGAGACCUAAGGGCACUUUGUGCUGGGGUAUGUGUAAGCAAACAGUAAUAGUGUGGAAAUGAGUAUGUUGUUUUCAAUAUUUGAUUAACUUCCUGUAUUAAGUUUUUUUUGGUUCUUUUUGAUAAUCAUGCCUUCUUUCCUUGAGACAUUCUUGAUCACAGGCUUUGUUCAGAACUGGCUGCUGCAUGAAAUGGCAAGGAGUUAACUGUCAAGCCAUUAGGAGCAUUUCAUCUUCAAUUAAGAAGGGAAAAAUGGACUGACCAAGUGGCAAGACCAAUGGCUGUGGUGAUUUUCAACUGUUCUUUUUAAUAAUUGUUAUGACCUUUCCCCUCAAUUAUUCUUAAAAAAAUUAUCCAGGAUAAUGCAGGCUUGGACGUGUCUUUUUUUUUGUAAAAAUGCAUCUGUCUGUUUUUGGAUAAAUCAGCUAGUACACAACCUAGGGGUUACUGGUAAAUUCUCUUUCAAAGGUAGUGUGUGGAAAAAGGAUCAAGCUCGCAUUUUGAAACAUUUCUGAACCCAGUAAAUUUACAUUAUUAUUGAACAAUCCUGCCUUAAAAUUAGCAGUGCAAUUUUUUUUGUGUAGGAACUAAUGUAACCCUAUCUUGCUGUGGUGCAAUUGUGACCAACUUUAUUGAAGUGCUUUAUUUGAAACACCUAAAACUAACUUUUUCUUCAGAGGACAUUUCACUAAAGAAAAAUAGGCAGCUAUUGGGAUUCUAAAUAAUUCGUUGUUGUGUGGGAAUGCCAUGGCAGAAUUUCAGUCGCUGUAUUUAGGACUAAACUCUACAAUUGUGUCCCAAAUCCCUGUUUCACCUGCCAUUCUGACCUCCUCUGUACCACACUGUUGGAGAGCUUUGGCAAAAAUGCCAUGUUUUAUUGAGAAGGAAAGCAUGUUAAUAAUCUCCUGUGUCUUGAACCAUCACACUAGACAAAAAAACAAGUCAAAAAUAUAGAAUUCAACUUCCAUUUGGAAGACAGAGCACCAAAGAACUAGCAAGUUAGUUUAAUUGCAGCAGUUUGCUAUUUUAAACCACGUAUAUACCCUUUGAGAUGUAUGGUACUGAAUACUGUACCAUGAAAAUUGAUAUAGUAGUAUGCUCACACGUUUCCAUCCAAACUCUAGUUGUUCAUUUGAUGAGCUGAGGUAUAAUUCAUUUUGUAACUGUCUGUUGCAGAGAUCCAUCUAUGUCUAAAUUUUGAUGCUGUAGAACAUUUAAAAGUGUCUCGUUAAAUGCUUAGGGUUCAUCAAUUCCCCUAAUUGUAGUAACCUGUGAGGUUUGUUUCUAGGUAUAGGAAAUGUCAUAUACUCUCAAACAUACAAUUUUGACCCAGAAGAGGCAGUUACAGAGUAUAUGCCUGUGUAUUUCUACUGAAUAUAUGUCGCAAGAAAUUAUAUUGAUCCCAACGGCAUGUAUGGUCUCUCUAUGACUCAGAAUGAUAACAAGAAUGUCUGAAUGAUGAGUGCUGAUGAGUAAAUUGUAGAACGGGUGGGUGUGGAGAUUUGGUAGUAUGCUUUUUAAAAAAAAAACAUUAGACUUCUAUCAGUGCUGUCUAGCUUGGUAGAACCAGUGAAUGAAUGUGCAGAGGUAAAGCUGGCUGUGAAUGUGCGGAGAUCCGAUUUUUGCUUAUGUCAUUAAAUGGAAAUGGUUUUAAAUAAAAAGCUGUGAUUAUAAAC
Stegostoma tigrinum is the source of this 12495-nucleotide messenger RNA. It is a transcript of the gene pom121, whose product is annotated as POM121 transmembrane nucleoporin. The coding region runs from base 120 to 3962 and encodes 1280 amino acids. Lineage: Eukaryota; Metazoa; Chordata; Chondrichthyes; Orectolobiformes; Stegostomatidae. The record is from RefSeq and is a predicted model, not a curated record. Gene Ontology annotation, cellular component: nuclear pore. Gene Ontology annotation, molecular function: structural constituent of nuclear pore. The transcript is spliced from 14 exons. Gene Ontology annotation, biological process: protein import into nucleus; RNA export from nucleus.